Molecule: messenger RNA, 579 nt
Organism: Colletotrichum godetiae
Lineage: Eukaryota; Fungi; Ascomycota; Sordariomycetes; Glomerellales; Glomerellaceae
Exons: 3
Coding region: 1-579 (192 amino acids)
Source: RefSeq, a predicted model, not a curated record
AUGCCCUUUAGACUCGACACAGGAAGGGCAGUCUUGGGUACCUUACCUUCCGCGACCCGUAGCCCGUCGUGCCCGCCCGCUGCCCGUUCCUCUCACACAUUUGACUCGACCGUCGAAGGUAAGGUACUCCCAAAUCUCAAGACUGCCGGCUGCCGGCAAUGCUCCCGCCGGCUGGCAAUUCCAAGAAGGUCCACCACUUUGACAGCAGGCGCGCCAGGCCAGGGAAGGCAGAUGAACGAGAACUCAGUCAACUCACUCAAGUCCCACUCGCAACAACGAUGUGGGACGCCAAAAGUCUGGCAGUCUGUCUCUGAGUCUUGGGAUCAGCGCUGGGAGAUGCCGGAUCGGACUUGGUCAUGGACCCCGGGGGACCAGGAACAUCGCGCCGGCCGCACCCUCCCUCACUUUCUCAGUGACAAGCGUCUCUCUCACCUUCUCGCCCUGCCCCCUCUCAUCAUUCAGAAUACGCAUCGCUCAUCUUACAGGCUUUCCCCACUCCAGAAACGCCACUUUACAGCCAAGAAAUACUGCGCCGUGGCACGCCUGAGAAGUGAGUACCUAGAGGGGAAAAGGGCAUGA